Pomacea canaliculata is the source of this 13329-nucleotide messenger RNA. RefSeq lists its product as uncharacterized. The transcript is spliced from 4 exons. Gene Ontology annotation, molecular function: RNA polymerase II transcription regulatory region sequence-specific DNA binding; DNA-binding transcription factor activity, RNA polymerase II-specific. The record is from RefSeq and is a predicted model, not a curated record. Gene Ontology annotation, cellular component: nucleus. Bases 1809 to 10961 code for a protein of 3050 amino acids. Gene Ontology annotation, biological process: regulation of transcription by RNA polymerase II. NCBI's taxonomy places the organism in Eukaryota, Metazoa, Mollusca, Gastropoda, Architaenioglossa, Ampullariidae.
GACAAAGGGUAUAUAUAACAAUUGGUUGUUUUUCAAGACCGUUGGAUCUACUUUCCUAUGUAAGUCUGCGCUAGAACAAUCCAUCAUAUGGUCCAAUCACAAUUGUGAGAAUGUGGCGAUUUCUUUUGCUUCUUGUCUACAGCGUGACAAUCUAAUCAGUAUCUUAAGGACAACAUCCAUGCUGUCUUUUAGGAUGAUUACUGUUAGGAAUCUUAGAGCAAAAUAAACACAAGCAGUUCAAAUCCCGGAUAUAGUGAGUUCACAUCCCGAUCUGCCUUAGUACACCAACUAUAUCCUUGAAGCCUCCCAACUGAUUUAAGAUUAUACCCAACGUUUAGGCCUAAUGGGAAUGUUCUAAAAAAAUGUGUAAUUUGCAUAUUUUAUUUUUUGGUAGGGUUUUCCUAUUUUGCUUUGUCUCUAAUUAUUUGGCAGUUAUUUUAACGACGCAUUUCCCGUGUCGCACAAAGAAAAAGUUACUACUAGUACUUCAAAUCAUUUAAGUCAACGAUUGCCAUACACUAGCAUAAAAUUCAAAACGUUAUGUGACUACAACUUAUAAACACCUGGUAUUAUUACAAAUCAGCAGUUGAAAUCCGAUAAGAAAAUAAAUAACAAUAAUAAAAAAAAAAGUCAUCAACCCUGUUCGUCCCCCACUGUAGCGUGACGUCACAUCCUAUCCGCAUGCGAGUGUCAAUAGGAUUCCGCCAUAACGUAGGCAGGUGCUGACUCGUGCCCUACUACUGACCGAUUCGCAAUGAAAGCAAAGGUGAGACAUUCCCAGAGAGCUAAAAAAAGUGACCCAUUAAUCAGGACACGUGGAAAUGUGCCAACACUGAGAUCUGCCAAAGUUCGUAGACUUUUUAAAGUCAGGCAUGUAAAACCUUCGCGUGCUAGGACAUCAGAAAAUAAGACAAAUCCAACAGGAACAUCAUUGGAGGAGCAGGCACUCUCACAACGAAGACGCCUACAGGCAACAGCAGCAGGACCAGCACAGAGGAGGAGACGCCGUUUUUGCAAGAAACCGACUGCUACAGCAGGGUUCCUCAAAGCUGAUCAGAAGCAAAGUAGUAGAGAAGCUGGGGCACACUCUCUAGCAACCACAAGUGAAGGACAUGUUCUUGCUGUUGGUGAAAGUGACCAUCAGACUGAAGACCCCAAAGUGUCUAAAGCUUUAAAGCAGCUAAAAAUCGAUUUAGUUGAAAGUCAGUACACAACUUAUGUUGAUCCAUCACUGACAGGCAGAUCAAGAAGAAGUUUAACACAAGCAGGUCCCACUACAGAUAGUAGGCAGGCUUUUCUAACACAAAACAAAUGGGUGUCAAAACUGAAACGUACUGUGAAAGAGGGAUUACCUUUGUCCAAUGUAUUAUCUGAAAAGGACAAUAUGUUGGACCUAAAACUGAUGCCUGCAGAAACUGGUGUUAAAAAACAGACUGAUCCUGUAGAUGAUACUAAGAGAGAGGUCACCAACGCAGAGAGUACUGAAGAUUCAACUAUAAAAAAUCACUGUGCACCUAAGGAUGAUGUGCCUGUAAUUAAAACAGAUCAACCUGUAGGAGAAAAGAGAAAAGUCUCCACUCCUACAGUUGAAAGCAAGCUAGAUGCAAAAAUGGAACAAGAAUCAUUGGGCUUUCUCUCAGGAGGCAUUGCAAGACCAUCUUCAGCUCCUUUACGGAGCAGCAGCUUGGAAUCCCCAAGGGAGCACAGAAGGGACAAGCCGUUUGGCACACUAAUGAAAAGUUCCUCACUGGGUGACUUACACCUGGGGUCUAGGUCAGAUUCUUUCCUGGAUCAUUUUUCCAAACCUAAUGAUCAAGAGGACAUACACAGUUUUCAGAUGGAAACUGAUCAAGAACCAUCAAACACAGUCAUGGAUGAGGGCAACAAUCACAUAUCUUCAAGUGCAUUGGAGGUACUGGAUUCAUCGUCAUCAUCACUAUGCACGACGAGCUUCUAUGGCUCUGGCAAGCAGGCACUACCUGGGAAGCAUGUCUGAGAUAGGUAGUCGAAGGAAAAUCAAAAGGACGCGAAUGCUGUUAAGACUUCGAGACAGCUCAACAAAGCUUAUGCCUGAAAUUUUACCAGGCUCCACCAGGGUUUCAAGGAGAUCUGGUUCUACAAGGAACAAGGACAGUGGGAGUGCUUCAAAUAGCAGGAACAGCAGUCCUAGUGUGGUGCCAAGGAGGAGAAGAAAGAGAAAAGUAAAAGUUGUAGCUGUUCAGGGAAACAUGGAUGUGGACAAAUCAUCCACACCCUGCCAGAUAGAGACAGAAGCUAGGGAGGCUGCAGGCUUGGAGAAUAAUGUUAUCCAGGUAAAUGAGGGAGAGCAGAGCUGUAGGGAGCAGCAUUCAUGCAGUGAAUUUAUUGCGGUGUCUCAGCAAGAAGUGCUUGAUGAGAAUCUUGUUACUGGAAGCACUUCUAGAGUUCCAAAGGUACGAAAAAGAAGGCGGCGACGGCGGCGGAACCAUCUGUACUUUACAAUGAUUAAGAGACGUCGUAGUGUUAUUUUGGCUUCACAAUUGUCACGAAAAAUGAAUGAAAAUAUAAACUCUGUCAGUGCUGGGACUAAUAUUCACAAAAAUGAGACAGAUUUGAAUAUUUCAACAGCAUUUGAUCAUUCGCAGAAUAUUUCACUUGAAGCUCCAGGAUUAGUCCCAGAGAGAACUUUUCUGUUGAGCGAUGAAAAUUCGUUUUCUGUUAAAGAAAGUGAAAAUGUGGCUGGUCUUGGUCAGACUUUAACCUCGUUGAGUUCUUCUAGUUCACAGCUACUUCAUAAAGAUGGUGAUACUUUCAGUUUAAUGCGGGUAACAAAAGAUGCUGAUGAUGCAUCAGUGAAAGAAACUAGUCAAAAUGGAGUUUUCUCUAGUGCUGCAUUAUCAAGUCAGCUUUCAACUUCUGAACCAAAUUUACCACAGAGGAAAAGACGUCCUGGCCGUCCUCGUAAGCAACAUUUAUCAGAAUCAAAUGUUAUGAGUGUUCCUUCACAAAACAUAGUGCGUGGUCGUGGGAAAAGACUGUUAAAAAAGACUGACUUUUUCAUUGCUAAAAUUUCUUCUGAGAGACCUGGGAAACGAAAAAAAGUCAUGCAGCAACAUGCAUGUUUUCAGCCCAGUGACACUGUGGUAAAAUGUGUGGGGACUGAUGCAAAUACAGUAGUAAAACGCCGCCCUGGGCGGCCAAGAAAACGAUUUAAGGUCUCCGAGAACUCACAGUCUGAACACAUGCUUGUGGAAAAUGCUUCUUCAGAAAGCGUCAUAGCUUUUAACAACCUUACAUCAUCCCAACAAAAUGUGCAACCAACAUCAGUAAUGAAGGUUUCUGCCAAACAAGAAAAGACAUGUUUACCCCAGCAACAUUCAGAUUUUUUAUCCUCACAAGAUGACGUUAAGCACUUUUUGAACUUUCAUGGGGACUCUAUGCAGACUCUAGGUCCAGAAAACAGUGAUGACCCACAACUAUCUGGAAGAUGGCAAUCUGAUUUUUCUCACAGUUCAGGCCAAGGUGCUCCGGUUAAGAAAAUCAGAAAAGUAAAUAGACGGAAAUUGAGAAAGAGCCGAUGGGCUAGGGGUAUUAUGCCCAAGAAUCCUUUAAAAACUGUGGGCAAGGAAUCACGUGUUGCCAAAACUAGUGUUCUUUCAGAGGGCAGCCAGAUGCCUUCAAGUGAGGUCACAUCAUUGCUUCCAAAAUCUGGAGAAAAUAUUUAUUUUGAACAAGAUAUGAUGGAAUCAGCUCAAAGCUCUGAGGUUUUGGGCAGCACAUCAAAGACAAAGACACAAAUGUUUCCAAGAAAUAGAGUGAAGGCCAAAUCUAUACCAAGAGAAUUAAAGAGACUACAAGAUGACGACGGGACAAAGAAAGUUUUGGGGCGACAUUUCCGAAGGAAAAUUAAGUCCCUCUCCAGAAAGGGUCUCUUGCUGCGUUCAAAGGCAAAGUCUGAAGGUGAUGUAUGCAGUUCACAUUCAUUGGACACUGAUUAUGUUGAUUUAAAAGAUGGCAGGAAGAAGAAGCAAAAACUAAGCAGCAAGCUGUAUAGCAUAGACACUAUUUCUGAGACCAAAAUGGUAUUUAAGACAGGUUUGAAGAGCCGUUCUUCAGCAGUAGAUGAAGCCAAAAGUUCUUGUCCUCAUCUUUCAUCUUCUCAUCAAGAAGACCCAGUCAGUCCAUUUAUUCUUGGUACAGCCACCAUAACUCCAGCAACAGAAAACAAGAUACUGUCAUAUCAGAAUUCAGACAAUGUUACUGACAGCAUUCAAGAAUCAUUAGAGAUUCCCAAUGAGUCGAUAAAUAGUUUUGUAGAUGUAACGUAUGCAUCAAGAGAAUACUUUCUGGAUGGCAGCACAAGAAUCUGCUUUCCAGCUGAUCAACUUUCUACUAUGCAUAUUGACAUCACUGAAGACCAGCCUCCACCAAAUAUUACAGAAACAAAUUUUGCAGCUGUCAUCCACUCAGAAGACCUUUCACCCCCACCACUUAUACGGCCUGAAGAUCUUUUUUCUGGUGAGUAUUAUGCCACUGCCAGUUCUUCUAAAGGAUCCUCACCUACAAAAUCAUUAGCAACAGAAGAUGCCAGUAGUUUUUGCAAUGACAGCAGCUGCCUACAGCAAAAUGAUGAUGGUUUUUCACAAAGUCAGGAUAUCAUACCAUCCGCAAUGGAUCUUCUGCCAGAAGCAUCGGGAAUGGGGAAACGAAGAGGGCGGCCUCCAAGGCAUUUGAAAGGAAAAGGCACAGUUGGUCGAAAAAUGGGCCCUGCAUCAAAAACUGGUCGAGCACCUAACAUCAGAGCAGGCCCUGCAAGCUCCAAGCAUAGAAGAAAAUCGUCCAGCAUUCACUUUGUAAGAUACAAUCUUUCUUCACCCCAGACAUACUUGACUCCUACUGAACCACGUAAGUUUGCCCUUCGUCCAAAGACCACACGCUCCCCCAUUGAAAUAAUUGCCAUGCGUCAGAAGCAAGAGGAAGAUGAAUAUGAUUUGGAGGAAGCUACCAGGCUUGCACGGAGGCUAAAACGACAAAAGGCCCAUGAUGCUAAGCAUGCACCUUCUGUUUCGGUGAAUCCAUCCUCCUGUCAAGCAUCAGAAUUAGAAGUUAGGAAGUGUUCUGUUGUUCUUGUAGAUUUUGUCAAGAAGCUUCAGUUAGACACUCUUGAAUAUGCUGAGCAAAGUAUUUUAGAUGUGUCAUAUGGUAGUCCAGAUAGCAAAGGUGAAGAUGAUGUGCAAGAUGAUCCCCAAAAGGCAAACAUCAGCUCAUCCAAGACAUUCAAGUCUUGUACUCUGGAGACUGAAGAAUGGUCAAGAAACAAAAGCACAAAAGCAGAAUCCUCCCAGCAGCAUACAUCUGUCAUCAAGAAGCAGCUGCUUGAUUUAGAGAGUUUAAAAAAUAAAAGCUUCAUCGGCAACUUUUUGGACUUUCUGGAAAACACAGAGAAGGAAGUAGAAACAGCAGUGUUAAAGUCAUCCCAUGUAAAGAAAUGCUCAUGGCACAAGGAGGAAAAUUUGUUACUUCCCUCUGUAACAGUGUGUCAUUCACCAGCACAAACUGUAGCAUUGGAGCCACUGGAGUCUGAUCCUUCAAGACAUUUGACUGAAUCUGAUAUACUUAGAGCAGGAGAAGCUGUCCUGAAUGGCGCCUACAAAACUGAACAGUCGGACACUCAGGUCAGCCAUUUGGAGAGAGAUAUGUCCAGUAUAAGACCAUCUCAGUUGGUAAUAGAUGUAAGCCCUUCCAAAUUUGAAGAGAUGCCCUCUGUAGUUAGCCCUAAUAAAGCAGUGCCUCAGAAGCGGUUGAAGAUCUUUCCAGCCUCAGACAGGAAUGUCUUAGCCAAAUUCAUCUGCAACCAGUGUGAUUUUACCUCAAGUAAUAAGCAGACAAUGGAGUCACAUGUUUAUCGCCACAUCCCAGGAGUUGCUUUCUAUUGUGGAUACUGCUCUUCUGAGUUCAGUGCAAUGGCCAGUGUCCUGGCCCAUGUAAAGAGCAGUCACACAGGCAAAGAAGCAAAAGUGUUGAUUAGUAAGGAUAUCAGUGAGACUAGCUUGUAUAGGGUUGAGGAGUCGGUUGCAACAGAAUCUGCUGGGAUUGUUCAGCAAAAAUCUUGUCUUCCCAAGGCAGCUGCAAUUGCCUCUCAGAUCUGUGAAACCCCUUCUAUCCAAGAGACUCAGCCUCUUAUCAUUUCUUUGGUUGUAAGUGGUGACAUGGCAGUGCAGAGACAGGAUCGGUAUAGUGGAGCAUCAAUGAGUUCCAUUCGAGGAAGGUUUGUCUGCACGCAUUGUGGCUAUUCCACAAACGUGAGAGAAGACAUUGAGCAACAUGUUGAGGAUCUACACAGUGACAUUCAGUUGUAUGCUUGCUAUCUCUGCGACAAAGCUUUCGGUGAAAGCUACAGUGAUAUUUGCACACAUUGCUCCACUGUCCACCCCAACCGCCCAAAUUCGUUCAAGAAGCUGCCCAACUUUUAUGACCAGGGACUGAUUGCUAAUUGCCACAGUCCAUCUGAUAAAGCAAAGACUGAGGACAGGGGCAACAUAUUUGACCGUAUGAGCAGUCUUUUCCAAGCCACCACUUCUGAGAAAGGGGAAGAUGGCCUCACCUCUCUUCAUACUCGCUGUCAAAGGGCAAGAGAGUACCAGCAAGUGGUGGAGGGCUGGAGGGGCAAGACAAGUGCAGAGGCUGACAGUACCACUAUUGGUGAUGUGGAGCCUAUUCCAGAGGAUGUGGGCAGUGUGGAAGAACAGUCACUUCUAACAGAGUCAGCUAACAGUCCAGAAUUUAUUGCAGCUGAUGAUCUUCCUUCCAAAGAUAAAGACAUGGAGACAAAAACAAACGAGAUUGAACCAUGUUCAUCAACUAAUGUUAAGGAUUGUGUUAACACUGGCAUGGACUUGGUUGAGAAAAGCUUCAAUGUUCAGAGCAUUGAAAACAGUGCUCAGGUAAAUCAAGAAAACAGUGACAUCACAUUCCUGAAAGACAGCGUAACUGAUGAUCAGAAAAGAGAAGAAGUCAAAGAAAAUUAUAUGGAUAGCAAAGACAACAGGAUUUGCGAAGAUGUACAUAUGAAGGACUUGCAAGAACCAAAGGUGGGCAGUGACUUGACACCCAGUCAGAACUGUUUGCCCUUAAGCAGCUCUGUGCAUCUGCUUGGAAGUGAACAUUCACAAUCUAUGGUCUCUCCACACAGCAGUCUACCUGAUCAAAUAGACUUCUCUAUCCCUCUUGUGAGUGUGAAAGAUAAAGGUGACUGUUUACUGGUGCGAAGUGAGCCAGAUACAGGCACCGAGUUAAUGGAAUGUGAUGCCACUCUUCGUACAAGUGCACUAGAGGCAGUGACUGACGGGAUGCAAGACAGUGAAAAUAUGCAUUGCUCUCUGACAUCUCCAUCAGAAAGUACUACCAUUGUAGAUACAGAUAAAUUGGAGAUCACUGGAGUCGAGAGAAACAGCAUAUUUCCUAAAGGGGACAUGUCUGAUGCAAAUUCUAUGAAAAAAGGAUCUGUUGAUGAAAGUGUAGUUCCUAAUGCUGACAUAGCUCAUAUUUUGGAUGACUUGGUAAAUAAAGUAGUGGCAUUGGCUUCAGGUAUCAACGUUGUAGAUACUCUAUUGGUGAAGGAAACAAAAUCUGUGGAAUCACUUGGGGGCUACAUAUCCCCUUCUGGAGUGAGAGAUACAGGUGUGGAUACAUUGAACGCUUCAGAUGUUAACAUGUGUUUAGUGAGCAAAGAGCAGACCAUGGCGGUAACAACAGAGGCAGAAGAUGCAGCUGAAGGUCAGUGUGUGAAGGAAGUAUUGCUUUCUGAAGGACUGACUGCCGGUGGUGAUGUUGCAGUUGUUUUUCCUCAAGCCACAGCAUCAGAAGAUGCAGGGUUGCCUCAAAGAAGAGGAGAGCUGCUGGUUGCACAGUCUAGAAAUGAUGCAGGGAGAUCCAAGGCUGGCGAGGACACAGAUGCAGGCGAUGUGGAAGAUGAUGGAGAUAUUCUGGUCAUCGAGCUUGAUGGGGAAAUUGGGGAUAAUGACAGAAGCUCCAUCACCUCUAAAAAUGAAGAAGCCCGUGCUGUGGAUGAUGCUGGGAGGAAGGCUGGUGAGUUGUCUAAAGGAGAGUCCAAGUCAGAUGUAUCAUCCUGCAGCAUAGAUGACAGUAGCAUUGGAAUCAAAAUUGUUGAAGUUGUUAGCCUCCAUGACAAUCCAGAUUUCCAUGGCAUAAGUGCUUCACCUGUGAAAUCUUCCAAAACUGUACAGCAGUCCUCAAUUCAGUCAGUGGAAGGGUCACCCUGUGACAAGUCACCUGCACCACUGCUGACGAGUCCCAACCAUUCCACUCCAUCAGUUUCCCCUGCAAGAAAGAUCUCAACCCCAGCUAGCAGUCUUCCUGAGGUGGAUGCCGACGAAAUAGCUUUGAGAAACGAGAGGAUGGUGUGCACUUACAAGUGUCACAAGUGCAACGUUCACUCUCCCGCUCUUCCACCGAUUGUAGAGCAUUUGAAACAUUAUCACAGUGACGUUCCCUUGUUUUCCUGCCCCUACUGUAAAGGGUUCAGGGGCAACUUCUACACUGAGGAUGAUGUGCACAUGCAUGUGAAGGAAAAGCACCCAGCCAACUAUGCCAAAAAUGAAGUGUCUUUGUCAGAGCUGGCAAAAUCUUUUGUGCAAGUGCUUGCUAUUCCAUCAGGUAGGAACUCAGGGGGUGGGCACAUUGAACAAGACGUUUACAUGUGCCUGAAAUGUAAAGGACAUCUUCCAGAUUUGGACUAUGCCUUUAAGCACUUGCAGGAAGAGCACAAAGAGCUUAUCAAAUACACAUGUCCAUUUUGCAAGACAUUCCGUGACCUCUCACAAGAUGUGGUCCUGAGCCAUAUGCAGUUAGAUCACCAGCAUUCACCAAGUGAUGCUCAGGUGCCACUGGCUGUGGAAGACAAUCUUUUUAUUAAAGUCAGCUCCAUAUCCACAGGUGGUGUCUAUAUCGACAAUAAGGCCAUGGAAGUAUCUCCAGCGGCAGAAGAUAGUCCAUCAGGCAGGUCAGCUGGAAGUUCCACCCCUGUUGAACCUGUGCCGAAGAACACGCCUCUGAGUGUGUCUCCCAGCAAGGUUCCAGUGGUUGGAAAAGCAACAUCCGCUGAGCCUUCCAUGUCCCAGCAAUCAGUGGCUCUUGUUAGCUCAGCCCCUCUUGUUCCUGGGUUAGGCACCAGCUGUAUGACUACAGUUCCCAUCGGAAUAGACCCUACAGCUCUUGUGUCUGUACCAGGAAGCCAGUUUGCACCCCUAGGAAUACUCCAGGUCAGCCCAUAUUUAUUUGUUCCUGCCCCUGCACACUUAGCAGGUAUGCCAGUCAGUGUGGAAGGUAUAGUGAGCCCAGCUCAUCAUGGAGCAAUGGCAAUUGCAGCAGGGGCUGUCUCAUUGCAUCAUCCUUCUCCCAUAACAGUGGGCUCAACACAUCGCCCCAUUCUUCCCGCCCCUGCAGUAAGACCUUCAGAACAACAGCCAGAAUCUGCCUUAGGUGGAGACCUUGUUGGUCCCAACGUUCUGUACCCUAGUCGUCUGACAGUGAAGAAGAUCCUCGAUCAAAAGAAGAAAAAGCAAGAAUGGUCGCAGGUUUCUCUAGCAGGUGACGCCAGCGCGCCAGCCAAAGGACUUCCUGUGAAUCAGCAGCUGAGCGGCAAAGGGGGCACUCACAGCCCUAGUGCCACGCAGGGACUAACAAGUCCCAGGCCCUUUGGGGGAGGGGUUGCUCGACAGGGGGCCGUUUGGAGCCCUGCUUCUGACUCACCAGCUCCUGGAACGCCCAUACUAGCGAGUGAUGUGACGGACAGCCCUGGACAUCCACGUAGCCACCGUGCCGUUAGUCCUAGUUCACAGACUUCCUCAGUUACCCUGUCUCCCACCCCUGCAGCCAGUGUGGCCGCUUCUCAGCAACAGGCCCGUUCUGCGGGUGCCAGAUGUUUUGAAUCUGAGCCUGACCUCCCGCUCAAGCAGCGCCACUUUAUCACAAGAUGCUGGAGGGGUAGCAGCAGCAGCAGCAGGGGGGAAAGAUUUUCGCCAAACAACCUAGGCAUCCCGGCUUCUCGUGCUAGCCCUCUUCAGGGGCAAAGGUCAGCUACUGCCACUCCUGUAACCUGCGGGGACAUGGAAGUGGAAAAUCCCGACGCCUACAAGAUAUUUAAUCUCAAGCCUCGCGCCCUGUCCUCGCCAGCCCCUGCUCCCAGGAUGACAACCAUGCUUUCCACAGCUUCCAACAUUCCGGUUUUACCCAGGCCGCCCAGCGUGGGUUUGGAUUCGCAGCGUUUGCUGCACCCUAGCGUCUUGGGGGCCAGUGCCGUGCCCAUGGCGUCCUCAGCCCUCUUCCCACAACAGUUUCGGCUGCAGCAGCUACCGCCUGCGACCAUCAGCAGCAGUCAGCCUGGCUUGACCAUUGGGCAGGGUUCACUGCUCAUUACGGCAGCCCAGGGCGCAAUGCUAGUUCCGGCCCUGGUACAGCCAGCGCACGACCAUACUCAGCUACAGGCUGCCAGCAACCUGGGCAAGGCUCCAGCCGCUCACCAGCAGAAACCCAGCACGCUAAGCACAGCUCAGGCGGCCACGAUGCAGCAGUUAAUAUUUUCUCAGUCGUUGUCCCUCGGACAAAAUACUUCCCCCGUCAUCUCUCACUCUUCUUCUUCCACUUCCGCUACCUUUCAGAGACCGUACAUAUCGAGAGCUGGUACCGCUGUUGGCAGAGGUCGGCCACGCCUAAAUCGUCCUCUAGAGCCGCUACUCUUGCGACAGCACUCCCCAGUGCUUCCGGCGCCGCAGCAGCAGCAGCAGCGGUACGGCAGCCCCGGCACGGUGCCAUCGCCACCCCGAGCUCACCAACGGCAAGGCGACGACCCAGCAGUGUCUGUGCCCCUACUGCCCGCAUCAGGUUGUUUUGAAACCCUGGGAAGUGUCACAACACAUUCAUGUCCAUCAUCCUGGAAAAGACGUAGUCUACAAACGUCUUGAUAAAGGCACAGCUAAAUAGAAACGAAAACCAGACCUUUUUUUUUUGUGCACAGUAAAAGUAACUUAUAAAUAAAAACAAAUUCAUAUUUUGCUUAAAUAUUCACCGGGAUUUGUAUCAAAAGUUUGUCUGAAGUCACAGACUUGAAGCCCUCCCCAGCCUCCUCCUACAACUUUUGAUUGUGCAUCACAGUAGAUGCUUGUCUGUAUAUUUUUGCCGAGCCCAUCGUGAUGAAAACAACUGAUCUUCAGAUUUUUUAUAUGACUUAUAUUUGAAUUUGGCGAUAUUUGUAAUCAUUACACAUUCAAGAAUUAAGGGUUGUGGUGGGGGGGGGAAACCGGGUGGGAGAACUUGUCAUUUUGACAGAGGCCUGACCAGGACACGGGUCCUGGUAACAUGUCUGAUGCAGGUUUACGAUGUCCCAGGAAAGACGGGUAGUUUGCAGAAUGUCCUGGCGACAGACUUUCCAAGUAAAUCGUAGCGAGUCGUCGUCGUCGUCGCUGCCGACGCCAUGCGGAAAAGUCCACGUUGGCAACUACACAGCAGGAUUCUUAACACGAAUCAAGGAGGAAAGAGGUGCAGCGAGGAUAUCUGUAUACAAACAAGCAUCCUGUCAUCUAGGCUGCUGAGAUAAGUGUGGGUAGGAAUAGACCUGUACCCGCCUCCCCUCAUCCUGUCUCUGCCAACCCUACUUUUUUGUUUCUUUUUUUUUUUUAAACUUCACCUAAUGACUGCAGAAAUAGUAGCUAAUGAACAUGGGAUCUUGCCCAGCUAAUGGGAAAAUUUGAUGGGCUGAGCAUCCGACAUCUUCGUCUAGCUUCUAUACAGCCGCGUCAGAAGGCGUUGAUCUUUAUUCUUUUUGUUUUUGUUUGGAUUUGAUUUUUUUUUUUUUUUUUCAUUUUUUUUUUUUUUUAAAUCCAGCCGUGCAAGCAGAGAAAAGAAGGACUCUGUUUUAGGAAUUGAAAUACUGGAUUCCACUCCAUUGGCUGUUUUGUUACGAGUGUAGUUAAUCCUGCUGGCAUAGAACUUUGUUUGCUGGCAUUGUGCAUUCUUUUUUCCUUCUAUUUUUUAAUCGUCUACUUCCAGAUAAAGACAAAAAUAGCGGGUAUCUGUUCAUGUCGUUAUCAUUUUUAUUUAUUGUUUCAAAAUAGUCACCUUUUCGGGUUCGUAUUUUUGCGUGCGUGCACAAUAAGUGAGAUAUUUGUGGGAGGAGAAAAGGAAAAAAAAAACUGUUCACGGACUCCAAAAAGGAAAAAAAGAACAAACAAAAAAAUAUGUUGAGUAUUGUUAUUUAUUGCAGUAUGAAUGGAUUACGCGGCAUUGCCGCAAAAUGUGUCAUGUUAGUCCUUCCUUAUUAUGUUAAUGUCGUUUACGCAAAAGAAACAAAAAAUUCCUUUUUGCCUUCUUUCAUCACUUAUUUUUCACGAAUAUUUGUUUUCUUUGAGCCUCGUCAAAAGUUGCAACGGCAUCUUGAUUGGGAAAUGAUGCUUUGAAUAUAGAAGACAGGAUACUUUGUAAGAUAUUUUUGUUUUUGUCGUUGUGGCGGGUGUCUUUGUGACCCCGUUUCUCGACCAUAACCAGAGGAGGUGGUAUAUGCGACCUUUCCUCCUUGGGAGGCCUGUCAGACGACUUGUUUACCUGGGACUUAAAAAAAAAAUGUAAAAUUAAAAAUGGAAGUAGACGAAAACCGGGGAAACGUUUUUCCAACCACUGUCAGGUCAUGCUCAUGUAUUUUCCGUCAGCUGGACAAAGAAGUGGUGCACACGAUAUAAAAGGUCAAGGUACCAGAGGAAAUGAACUUCUGGCAACACUGCUACAUGUUCCUGUGGCAACAGCUAACCACACCAUCGCUUGACCAGCAGCCAGGAGGCAAAUGCAUGCAGCAUCACGUGGUCUCCACGGGACAAGAGAUAUUUGCUUUGUUUUUGUUUGAAACAUUCUGAGGUUACGUGUUUGGCGAUGACCCACCCGGUCAUCCGUGGUUGUUAUUGAUGUUCCUGUGGCCAUCUUGACGUGUCGUCGCAUCACGCCAUCGGCUGCGCCAACUUCCAGCACAACCUUUCACCUCGUCCUCUGGACAUUGAAGACAACGUCGUUGAUAUUUGAAUCAUGUGUACAUAGGACGGCAUCUUGUUUUAUUUAUUGUUUUGUGGGAGGGUGGUGUUUAGUUCUUCAUAUAGUUGCAGUGUUAUGUUAUUUUGGUUUCUGUUUUUCAUGUUCCUCUCUUUUUCUUCCUUCAUUCGCUUCCUGAAUGUUUUGAAACGUUGCCUUACCAUGUACAUAUUUAUUCACGAAAGCUUGUUGGCAACCUGUGGGUUGGAGAAAUGUAAGGAAAAACCUAACAGGAAUUAAAAAAAACAUUAUCAAGUA